This is a messenger RNA of Loa loa (African eye worm), 2388 nucleotides long. RefSeq names its product PWWP domain-containing protein. Lineage: Eukaryota; Metazoa; Nematoda; Chromadorea; Rhabditida; Onchocercidae. Gene Ontology annotation, cellular component: nucleus. Bases 13 to 2163 code for a protein of 716 amino acids. Gene Ontology annotation, molecular function: double-stranded DNA binding; transcription coregulator activity. The record is from RefSeq and is a predicted model, not a curated record. Gene Ontology annotation, biological process: regulation of transcription by RNA polymerase II. The transcript has 15 exons.
UUUCAGGCGCUAAUGGAUAAAGACUUUAAAUCAGGCGCCGUUGUGUGGGCUAAAAUGAAAGGAUUCCCACCAUGGCCAGCAAUGAUAAUGCAACCAUCAGAGAAAAUGGAAGGUAUACCCGCUGGUCGUUAUUCAGUACUCUUCUAUGGUACGCAUGAAACAGCAAUAAUGAAGAAAAGUGAUUUAUUUGAUUACCAUGCUUAUCGUAAUGAAUAUGAGGUACAGCGGAAGAUUAAGGGAUUUGCCGAAGCUUUGCAAGAAGCACGCGAAGCUGCUGGUUGCAUGGAAUCCAGUUUGGCGACACCAAAGACUUCUGAAGUAUGUUUAUCUGCUGCCGUCGAAAAAUCUCCAGGAUUAUGUGACGCUAAUUCUUUAUCAGGCACCAGAGUUAGCGGUGGAAAUAGAUGUCGGAGGAAAUCGAGUCGAUCCGAUACCAGUGAGAGCCUAUUGGAAAAUCUUUUAUCAAGUCCAACCACAUCAUCCCCUCUUCCAACCAGAAUGCGGACGCCAUCUCUUUCGCCAAUUAAAGACAACACUGAAAUAAGAAGUGAACGGAGGCGUCUGGGAAGCUUUACGUCCAUCUCAAGUCGUAAUAAAACGAACUCAUUUUCCCAGUCAUUUGAUAUAGACUUGGGCGAAGAUCCGAUGUUGCCGAUUUUAAGUGAAGGUACUUGUAAUUUUCUUCUCGAUGGGAUUGGUGCAGACAUUGAUGAAAUUUCAAGAUCAUCAAUGAAAAGUGGCAUUAAGUGUCCCAAGUCCGUUAUUGGUGAUUAUUUAUCAUCUGGGAAACUACGUGAACGCUUCAACAGCGUAUCUUCAGGACGCACAAGAUUAUGUUCGGGUAUGUCAGAUGGUUUCGAUGAUUUGUUCGGAUCAUCACCGCUCUUCAGCCCUACAGACCCACUAUCAUCGUUGUCAUUUAACGAUAUUUUGGGCGCAUCUGAUGAUCACCCUUUAGCAGGUUUUGAUGAACAGAAUUUUGAAUUCCACCAACAGAAUCCUGUCCAGAAGAACUGCUCAAGCUGUGGUUACCAUUGCAUUCUAUAUGGUCUUAAGUGGAGAUGUGGAAAUACGAAUUGCUUGAAAUGGAACGAAAUUUAUGAACCGUCAAUUUCUGAAAUGAGUAACCAAUUACCUAGUUUUGUAAAAGAGAAUCCUGACGAUGUUAAAACUGAUCUUAUAACAUUGAAUGUUUCCCCAAGUGCUAAGCUACAUGAUAGCACUUUAGACAGUAUUCAUGACCCGAUCAUUUCAAAUAUUAUACCUGAUUGCUUACCACCAGAUUCAUUCUCUAAUAUUUUUGCGCAAACAUCACUGCCAUCUGUAACAAAAGUUGAAAACGAAUCCAAUCAAGUUCAAGGAUAUUCCCAGUGUACUGCGCAGAAAGGUGUUUUUUCAACUUCAGUACAGUCUUCACUUUCUUCUCAGAGUCAGAAUGGGCCAAUUCCAAACAGUCAGAAUGUUGCUUCCAGGAGAACUGGGAGUGGGCGUCCCAAAUUUUACAAAGUGGAAAAAACGCCUUUAGUUGCGGAAGAUGGUUGCAGACACUGUUUUCACUGCAACGGACAAGUAAGGCCACAGAUGUGUGGCGGCAACAGACACAGAUGGCGUUGCGUUGAUAAGAAGUGUCGUAAAUGGUAUGGUUGGGUCAGGAGUCAUGAAGAGAUACCUAAGGAUUUGGGCAAGAAAGGAAGAUGGAAAGACCUUAUCAAAAUCCGAAGGAAAUCACCAUCAGUUAGUGAAACUGAAGGCGAACAGAGUGAGUCAAUUAGAAAGACUGCGAGGAAAAAUACGAGGCAAUCAGGUAAUCGUACUCGGUCCUCGGGGGUUGUGCAGUUGAGGAGUUGUAUGGAACGGCGAGUACGAUGGUGGACAAAUGAAAAAAGGGAAAGUGGACUGUCUCCAGAGAGAGAAUUCCCAGGUGAUCCGCUAGAUGCAGCCGCCGUGUGCAUUACAGUAUCGAAAUCGAUGACUUCAGCUGCUAGCACACGGACCGAUGAACCGGGUACAGUGGAUGGAUCGUUGGAUUUGUUAAUGGAUACGCUAUUCAGCUUAUUGGCGCCACUCUUAGCGCUAACGAAGCAGGUGCCUAGUGUUUUGGAUCGAGAAACAGAAAAGAAACUUUGGGAAGCAUGUGCUAUGCAUACACCAAGAUUUGCAUAGCUGAAAUUCCUAGUUUUUUCGAAGUUGUUAAAGUUAGUCAGUUUUCUAAUUUUGGUUAAUAAUACAUAGGCUUGAUGUUGGAAUGUUGCACCCGCCUACAUUUUUUAAAUGCAGAAGCUCAUCGUAGCUGUGGAAUCAGUGUAUUAUAGUAGCUUAAGAAAUCAUAGAAAUCUAAAAGAUUGUAGUACUCCAAAUACCUAGCAUUCUACUUGGCUAUACUGUCGC